GCCUGAGUGUGGAGGAGAGAGUGAGGGGAGGUGAAAGUUCACAAUGGCAUGGUCAUAUCAGGUGACAAUGUGGAGAAGUUUGGCUGCCUUGCCAGAUUAAAUGUCUCAAAUUCGGACCAUGACCAGCAAAUACAAUGAAGCGGACGGGGAAAUCGACGCGCUGCCAUUCGGUUAUUAUGAGGACGACGAUGAUUUCGACACAUUCACGGACGGCGACGGAGACUGCGGCUGCGAUGAAGAAGUGCUCGGGUUCAGCGAUCCAUUCAGCAGCGAGGUUAAACCUCGUAUCCUGCUCAUGGGCCUACGACGAAGUGGCAAGUCUUCCAUUCAGAAAGUUGUAUUCCACAAGAUGUCACCCAACGAGACCCUGUUUCUGGAGAGCACCAAUAAGAUUUGUCGAGAGGAUGUAUCCAACAGUUCCUUCGUGAGCUUUCAAAUCUGGGACUUCCCCGGUCAGAUUGAUUUCUUCGACCCCACGUUCGACUACGAGAUGAUAUUUCGUGGAACAGGGGCUCUUAUUUUCGUGAUAGACUCACAGGACGAUUACGUGGAGGCAUUAAGCAGACUUCACCUCACUGUGACAAGAGCCUACAAAGUGAACCCAGACAUCAACUUUGAGGUGUUUAUACACAAGGUGGAUGGGCUGUCGGACGACCACAAGAUUGAGAAACAGAGUGACAUACACAAGCGAGCCAAUGAUGAUCUAGCUGAUGCUGGUUUAGAAAGAAUACACCUAAGCUUCUACCUGACAAGCAUCUAUGAUCAUUCAAUUUUCGAGGCCUUCAGCAAAGUCGUGCAGAAACUGAUUCCUCAGCUUCCCACUCUUGAGAAUCUGCUCAACAUUUUUAUAUCUAAUUCAGGGAUUGAAAAGGCUUUUCUCUUUGAUGUGGUCAGUAAGAUUUACAUAGCAACAGACAGCAGCCCCGUGGAUAUGCAGACCUAUGAGUUGUGUUGUGACAUGAUAGAUGUGGUUAUUGACAUCUCGUGCAUCUAUGGGUUGACUGGAGAUGAGAUGGGAACUCCUUAUGAUAAAGAGUCAAUGGCCAUAAUUCACCUAAACAACACAACAGUCAUGUACCUAAAGGAGGUCACCAAAUUUCUUGCUCUGGUGUGUUUCAUAAGAGAGGAGAGUUUCGAGAAGAAAGGGUUUAAUGCGUCUGCAGUGUGAAGCGUCUCGCUGCGGGUUAAAGCACCAGCUCUAAUCCCAGGGGAUACCUUUGCUCCGGCAAUGAGGGCUUCUGGGUAAAUCUCAUGAGGUCAGAGCCGAUUACGCAAGAGCUGCUCCUCUCUGGAUGGACACUAAAUCAUCUGUAGUGAAACUACAAUGUGUUAUGUAAGACAAUUUCAUGUUGAGUAUUAUAAUCUCAGAGGGCCUAGCGCUAUUUACUCAGCAAGAUCAGGGACCCAUCUGUGAGUGAGGCUUUUCCUCUCAUGCCUGUGAAUUGUUGAAGCGCAGGUGAAGUUAAGCGCUCUCUUCGGAUGGAUCUCAAUAUGAAAAUGUUGAAAGCGCUCUUUCAAAUAUAUAUAUCAGUAUUUUGAACAGCUGUCAAACCGAGUGUUGUUUAAAUCCAUCACCCAUAGUUUUCAGUCACAACUAGUCAGUAGCAAGUGAAAGGACCAAUCAGAGACUGGUAGGGUUGAUUGAGGCUGUCAUAGAGGAUUAGAUUGCUUUAAAACUUAAGCUGUCUUUUCACAUUAAGUAAAGGCUUUAAGGGCCCUUCACAAGGUCUUUACUGAUUGGGUGAAAAGAGAAAAGUCGGAUAUGAACUACAGUAUGUGGAUGUACGUAAACACAAUGCACAAUAUGGAUGCAGAAGAUACUUACACUAGUGGUUUUAUUAAUACCUGUGCCUUAGAAGCAAUAGGUAAAUUAUUAAUGAAAAGCAAUUUUAAAGCACAUUUUACAAUAAAAGUAUAACACUUUACAAUAACUUAUUAUGAUCAUAUCUUGCAGAUCAAUAAUGCAUGUAGGCCUAUGUACACUCACCUAAAGGAUUAUUAGGAACACCAUACUAAUACUGUGUUUGACCCCCUUUCGCCUUCAGAACUACCUUAAAGCAUUCUUUAGAAAUGUUGGCCCAUAUUAAUAGGAUAGCAUCUUGCAGUUGAUGGAGAUUUGUGGGAUGCACAUCCGAAGCUCCCGUUCCACCACAUCCCAAAGAUGCUCUAUUGGGUUGAGAUCUGGUGACUGUUGGGGCAAUUUUAGUACAGUGAACUCAUUGUCACGUUCAAGAAACCAAUUUGAAAUGAUUUGAGCUUUGUGACAUGGUGCAUUAUCCUGCUGGAAGUAGUCAUCAGAGAAUGGGUACAUGGUGGUCAUAAAGGGAUGGACAUGGUCAGAAACAAUGCUCAGGUAGGCCGUGGCAUUUAAACGAUGCCCAAUUUGCACUAAGGGGCCUAAAGUGUGCCAAGAAAUCAUCCCCCACACCCUUACACCACCACCACCAGCCUGCACAGUGGUAACAAGGCAUGAUGGAUCCAUGUUCUCAUUCUGUUUAUGCCAAAUUCGGACUCUACCAUCUGAAUGUCUCAACAGAAAUCGAGACUCAUCAGACCAGGCAACAUUUUUCCAGUCUUCAACUGUCUAAAUUUGGUGAGCUUGUGCAAAUUGUAGCCUCUUUUUCCUAUUUGUAGUGGAGAUGAGUGGUACCCGGUUGGGUGUUCUGCUGUUGUAGCCCAUCCGCCUUAAGGUUGUGCGUGUUGCGGCUUCACAAAUGCUUUGCUGCAUACCUCGGUUGUAACGAGUGAUGAUUUCAGUAAAAGUUGCUCUUCUAUCAGCUUGAAUACAGUAAGUCGGCCCAUUCUCCUCUGACCUCUAGCAUCAACAAGGCAUUUUCAUCCACAGGACUGCCGCAUACUGAAUGUUUAUCCCCUUUCACACCAUUCUUUGUAAACUCUAGAAAUUGUUGUGCGUGAAAAUCCCAGUAAAUGAGCAGAUUGUGAAAUACUCAGACCGGCUCAUCUGGCACCAGCAAACAUGCCACAUUCAAAAUUGCUUAAAUCACCUUUCUUUCCCAUUCUGACAUUCAGUUUGGAGUUCAGGAGAUUGUCUUGACCAGGACCACACCCCUAAAUGCAUUAAAGCAACUGCCAUGUGAUUUAUUUGAUUAGAUUAUUGCAUUAAUGAGAAAUUGAACAGGUGUUCCUAAUAAUCCUUUAGGUGAGUGUAUGUGUCACUACACAGAUCUUAAAUGUGAUUUUAUAUGAUUUUAAUGUUUGGUAUUGUUAAUUAAAUUAACAAUUAAAUUAUUUUCUAAAAUA
Molecule: messenger RNA, 3261 nt
Organism: Misgurnus anguillicaudatus (oriental weatherfish)
Lineage: Eukaryota; Metazoa; Chordata; Actinopteri; Cypriniformes; Cobitidae
Gene: rragd
Product: ras-related GTP binding D
Biological process (GO): negative regulation of autophagy; cellular response to starvation; positive regulation of TORC1 signaling
Cellular component (GO): Gtr1-Gtr2 GTPase complex; lysosome; nucleus
Molecular function (GO): GTPase activity; GTP binding
Source: RefSeq, a predicted model, not a curated record